Empidonax traillii (willow flycatcher) is the source of this 2738-nucleotide messenger RNA. Its product is annotated as UPF0061 protein PFLU_0444-like. The record is from RefSeq and is a predicted model, not a curated record. Bases 1 to 1701 code for a protein of 566 amino acids. The transcript has 19 exons. NCBI's taxonomy places the organism in Eukaryota, Metazoa, Chordata, Aves, Passeriformes, Tyrannidae.
AUGUGGUGGCCCCUGGGGCUGGCCGCAUGCCUGGCGUGGGGCAGCGUGGCCGCGCUGUGCGGCUCCCGCGGGCUCUGCCCGGCCCCGAACGCCUCCCGCCCCGAGCCGGGGCAGUGCCCGCGGCGCCGGGGGGCGGUGGAGCUCUGUGCCUGGGCCCUGUCCUCCGACAGCCUCCUAGAUCCUUUUCCAGUUGAUGUAAUCCAGGAAAAUUAUGUCCGUAAUGUGAGAAACUGCAUUUUUUCAAUUGUCUAUCCUACACCUUUUAAAUCUAGAGUUCGUCUUGUAGCUGUUUCAAAGGAUGUUCUUGAAAAUAUUUUGGAUCUUGAUAUAUCUGUCAAAGGAACAUCUGAUUUUCUUGAGUUCGUCAGUGGUGGGAAAGUGAUACUUGGAUCUGUUCCACUGGCUCAUAGAUAUGGGGGUCACCAGUUUGGUACCUGGGCAGGUCAGCUGGGGGAUGGAAGAGCCCACUUGGUCGGAGUAUAUACAAACAGGCAGAGGUGGGAACUGCAGUUGAAAGGGUCAGGAAAGACCCCAUACUCCAGGAAUGGAGAUGGAAGAGCUGUGCUUCGCUCUUCUGUUAGAGAGUUUUUAUGUAGUGAGGCCAUGCACUAUCUUGGAAUUCCUACAAGCAGAGCUGCUAGCUUAGUUGUAAGUGAUGAUGAUGUGUGGAGAGACCAGUUUUACAAUGGAAACAUUAAGAAAGAAAGAGGUGCAGUAGUGCUACGUCUUGCCAAGUCAUGGUUUCGUAUAGGAUCCUUAGAAAUCUUAACUCAUUCUGGGGAACUGGACUUACAAAGAAGAUUGCUAGACUUUAUCAUCCAGGAACAUUUUCCAUCAAUAGCUGUGAAUGAUUCAAAUAGAUAUCUGGAAUUUUUCUCUACAGUCGUAUCAGAGACUGCAAAUCUGAUUGCAUUGUGGAUGUCUGUGGGGUUUGCACAUGGUGUGUGCAAUACAGAUAACUUCAGUUUAUUGUCCAUAACAAUAGAUUAUGGUCCAUUUGGAUUUAUGGACUCCUAUGACCCAAAUUUUGUUCCAAACACAUCUGAUGAUGAGAAGAGGUAUAAAAUAGGAAAUCAGGCAAAUGUGGGGCUGUUUAAUCUGAGCAAGCUCUUACAAGCUCUAAAACCUAUAUUGGAUCCCAGGCAAAAGCAGCUAGCUUCCCAGAUUUUGGAGGGAUAUGGUGAGCACUAUUACAGCCGUUUCACAGAACUAUUCAAAGCAAAAUUGGGUCUUCUUGGGGAGAAUGAGAAUGAUAACUAUUUGAUUUCUUUCCUCUUAAAAAUUAUGGAAGAUACAAAGGCUGAUUUUACAAUGACAUUUCAAGAACUGAGUGAAAUUACUGAAGACCAGUUAAGGGAGCUCCAUAUUCCAGAGGAGUUUUGGGCUCUCCAGGAUCUGGGUAAACACAAAUUAUUUUCUGAAUGGGUUACUAUGUACCUCUUGAGAUUAAAGCAUAACAAGGGUGAUUCAGACACCAAAAGAAGAACAAGAAUGACAACUGUUAAUCCUAGAUACAUACUUAGGAAUUGGAUGGCAGAAUCAGCAGUGCAAAAAGCUAAUUUGAAUGAUUUCUCUGAGGUCCGUUUCCUCGAACAGGUUUUACAACAUCCCUUCCAGAAACAGGAGGCUGCAGAGCAAGCAGGCUACUCCCUGCGCCCCCCAGCUUGGGCCAAGGAUCUGAAAGUAAGCUGUUCAUCCUGAGAGAAGUUUGAACAAGCAGGAAAAACGAUCCAGGUCGAAGCUCAGGCCUUCACAUAGGAUUAAUGGACCGCUCUUCUCCCUUAUAUUUUGUGGACUGGAAUCUGCUACUUUACUAGGCAAGACAAGGUCUUUACCAACUUUUUGAAGUGUAAGAUUAAAGAAAUGGAUCACUAUGUGUGGUUGCAUCAGCCAAUUUGCAUUCUUCUGUUCAUUACUCUGAGUAACAAUAUUUAAGUUCUGCCAAACUGUCACACUUUACCUCUCAUAAUUCAUAGCUGAUCAGGUGCGUCUCAGUAUCUUUUACUGACUGAUCAGUUUAAAAUCCAUCUAAGCUAGUUUUAAUAAUGUGAUAUUUUGAUUAAUUUUCUUCUUGCUGUUACACACUGGUCAAAUAUCAUUGCAUUCUACGUUUUCUCAAGUCUUUUGCAGAGCUGGUACAGGGGAUCAUCUUACACCUUGAUAUUUUUUCUCUUUCUGAUCUUGUUUUGUCCCAUUAAAUUGACAAUAGAUGCUUAAAGGAAAUUCAGUUACAUAGUGAGCAAAGGUGUCUGUCUUGGGAGUGACUUUUCCCAGAAUAAAUUUUGGUGUCUUUGCUGGUGUCAGGUGCAUAUCAAGCCUGGACCACUGCUCUUUGAAAGUGUAUCUUUUGAUAGUAGUAGAAAGAUUGUUGGUGCAUGCAUAAAAAGCCUCAGGAAGAUUUCACCAAUUGGACCUGGAAAAGAAUUGUCUUGGAAAUAUCUCACUAUGUAUGUAGUCAGGUAAAUAUACCUUUUGUAUUCAGCCACCUUUUGUAAGGGACUUAUAAAAAUCAUGCAGGGAAAAUAUUUAAAGGUCUUUGAGCCCUGGAUCUUGCUAUUUAUCCUUGUUUGAUACUCUAGUUCCACAAAAUUUUGUGUAUAAUUAAGGCAAAAUUAAUACAUCAGCAGUCAUGGCUAACAUUAUGCUAGAAAAUUUGCAGAAAAUAAUCACUUAGUUGGGGGCUUUGUUACUUCUUGAUGUUACCUUGUCUAUUCCCAAAUCCAAAAUGGAUUGGUUUA